Molecule: messenger RNA, 1508 nt
Organism: Solanum pennellii
Lineage: Eukaryota; Viridiplantae; Streptophyta; Magnoliopsida; Solanales; Solanaceae
Product: serine carboxypeptidase-like 17
Exons: 14
Coding region: 27-1406 (459 amino acids)
Biological process (GO): secondary metabolic process; proteolysis
Molecular function (GO): serine-type carboxypeptidase activity; acyltransferase activity, transferring groups other than amino-acyl groups
Source: RefSeq, a predicted model, not a curated record
CAAGACAACUCUGUUGUAGAAGAAAUAUGACAAAAACAGAGCUAUGUUAUUUAUUUUUGGUUCUUGUUGUUGCAGAGCCUGCAAUAGCUGGUUCACCAGUGAAGUUUCUUCCAGGUUUUAAAGGACCCCUUCCUUUUCAACUUGAAACUGGGUAUGUAGGAGUUGGUGAUUCAGAAGAUGUGCAAUUAUUCUAUUAUUUUAUAGAGUCGGAGUCUGGAUAUCCAGACUCCGACCCUCUAAUGCUUUGGAUCACUGGAGGACCUGGUUGCUCUGCUCUAUCUGGCCUUAUCUAUGAGAUUGGACCAAUAACAUUUGAGGCAGUGGAAUACAAUGGAAGUUUGCCUACAAUGAUACUGAAUCCUUACUCAUGGACAAAGGUGUCAAGUAUUAUUUUCUUAGACUUACCGGUGGGAACUGGUUUUUCCUACGCGACAACUCCAGCAGCUCUACAAACAUCUGAUUUACAAGCAAGUGAUCAUGCAUAUCAGUUCCUUCGCAAGUGGUUUGUAGAUCAUCCAACAUUUCUAAAGAAUCCAUUAUACAUUGGUGGAGACUCGUACUCGGGGAUGGUUGUUCCCAUUAUUAGUCAAAUUAUUGCCAGUAAUGAUGAAAUGGAAAUCAAACCAUUUAUCAAUCUCAAGGGAUAUUUACUCGGAAAUCCAUCGACAUUUGAAGGUGAAAACAGUUAUGAGAUUCCAUUUGCUUAUGGAAUGGGACUUAUUUCUGAUGAACUCUAUGAGUCUCUGAAAACCAAUUGUAAAGGAGAAUACCUGAAUAUAAAUCCAAGCAAUAAACUGUGUUUACAAGAUGUUCAAACUUUUAAAGAGCUUCUUAAAGGAAUUAAUAAACCCCAUAUUUUGGAGCCCAAAUGUAAGCGUUUUUCGCCAAGGCCACACCAAUUGUUUGGCGAAAGAAGAUCUCUUGAUGAGAAGUUACAUCAACUUAACAAUCUUCCUGGACUUAUAAAAUGUCGCAAUAAUUGGUACAAACAUUCUUAUCAUUGGGCUGAUGAUGAUCAAGUUAGAGACGCCCUCAACAUCCGGAAGGGGACUAUCGGAAAAUGGGAGAGAUGUGCAACUUUGAAAUUCCAAAAGAUAGUCACUAAUAGCAUACCAUAUCAUGAAAACCUCAGUAGCAAAGGUUACAGAUCUCUUAUAUACAGUGGAGAUCAUGACAUGAUUGUUACCUUUCGAUCAACUCAAGCAUGGAUAAAAUCUCUUAACUAUUCAAUUGUCGAUGAUUGGCGAGCUUGGACUGUUGACAAUCAAGUUGCCGGUUACACAAGAAGUUACUCAAAUCAGAUGACAUUUGCAACAGUGAAGGGAGCAGGGCAUACAGCACCAGAAUAUAAGCCUCGUGAAUGUCUGGCCAUGCUCACAAGGUGGAUGUCUUAUCAGCCCUUGUAAUUGAAAAAUUAUAUCAUUAUUUGUAAUUUAUAUGUUGACGAUGUAAAACACAUUCGCACUCUAUUGUUAAUAAAUCAUCUCAUAUUUAUUUUUGCUCGUUAA